CUGCUUUUGUGGAGGGUAGCAAGUUGAUACAAGAAGAGCAGGUUCCCUACAGAAAAGAAACUAAAAGCUCUUGGAGCAGCUUAUUAAGAUUUGGAAUGGAUGCGAGUCCUCUGGGAGGAUUAGAACUGUCUGAACAUACUUCUGGUCUAGUAGGGAAUACCACCAUGGCAGCAGGUCUUGCAAACGUAGGAAAUACAUUUGGUGGUGCUCCAAGUUCUUUAGUUUCUAGACCUAGUAAAUUCCAAAACUCACCUAUAGAAGAUGAUGAUGAUGUAGUUUUUAUUGAACCUAUACAACCUCCACAAAAUUCUGCAUCACUGAUAGCAGAUCAAAGGAACACUGCAUUUACAUCAUCCAAAAAUGAAGAAUUUCAAGGGAAUGACUGCAAAGUGCUUCCUCCUCCAAAAGACUUAAAUUCUCAGAAGGGGAGCAUAAGUGAAACUAUUAUUAUUGAUGAUGAAGAAGACAUUGAAACGAAUCAAGGACAAGAGAAGAAUGCUUCCAGUUUUAAUGAACGAAGGCUUCCAGAGUGUAAAAAUAGAACCAACGAUAUGGAAUUCUCAGCUUCCAGUUUUUCGAGAAGUAAGACCAAGACUGGUGUAGGACCUUUCAAUCCUGGUAGAAUGAACGUGGCUGGAGAUGUAUUUCAAAAUGGAGAAUCUGUGACUCAUCAUAAUCCUGAUUCUUGGAUAUCCCAGUCAGCUUCCUUCCCUAGAAAUCAGAAGCAACCAGGUGUGGAUUCCUUGUCACCUGUAGCAUCACUUCCUAAGCAGAUUUUCCAGCCUUCUGCCCAGCAGCAGCCUUCUAAACAGGUUAAAGUCACAUGUGCAAACUGCAAAAAGCCUUUGCAAAAGGGACAGACUGCCUAUCAGCGAAAAGGAUCUGCUCACCUUUUUUGUUCUACUGCCUGCCUCUCAUCAUUCUCACACAAACCCACUCCAAAGAAACUCUGUGUUAUGUGCAGAAAGGAUAUAACAACAAUGAAAGGUACCAUUGUUGCUCAAGUUGAUUCAAGUGAGUCUUUCCAGGAGUUUUGUAGUACAUCGUGCUUAUCCUUCUAUGAAGAUAAACAGAGUCCCUCAAAAGGAGCUUUGAAUAAAUCAAGAUGCACUAUCUGUGGUAAACUAACUGAGAUUCGUCAUGAAGUUAGCUUUAAAAAUAUGACUCAUAAGUUGUGCAGUGACCAUUGCUUCAAUAGAUACAGAAUGGCAAAUGGCUUAGUAAUGAAUUGCUGUGAGCAUUGUGGGGAGUAUUUGCCCAGUAAAGGAGCUGGAAACAAUAUUCUUACUAUUGAUGGUCAGCAGAAAAGAUUCUGCUGUCAGAACUGCGUUGGUGAAUACAAGCAGCUAUACCAAAAGGGACAGGAUAGCUAUUCGAUUAAGAAAUAUGGCAAAUUAACAUCUUGUGCUGGCUGCAGAGCCCAGUGCAGGUUUUUUGACAUGACUCAGUGCAUAGGAUCUAAUGGGUAUGUGGAGCCAUACUGUUCAGCUGCAUGCAUGAACACACACAAAUCAAAAUAUGCAAAAUCACAAAGUUUGGGAAUUAUUUGCCACAUUUGUAAGUGAAACUCUUUACCUCAAUAUCAAGCCAGAAUGCCUGAUGGAAAACUGUACAACUUUUGCAGUUCCAGUUGUGUAGCUAAAUUUCAGACUCUCAGUGUGCAGUCUUCAACAAAUGGUCAGUUCGUCUCUCCCAGUGAUAUUCAGUUGAAAUGUAAUUACUGCAAAAAUUCUUUUUGUUCAAAGCCAGAAGUACUGGAAUGGGAGAACAAAGUGUAUCAGUUCUGCAGCAGAGCGUGUUCUGAUGAUUAUAAGAAACUACACUGCAUAGUGACAUACUGUGAAUACUGUCAGGAAGAGAAAACACUGCAUGAGACGGUGAAUUUCUCUGGCAUCAAAAGACCCUUUUGUAGCGAAGGCUGCAAGCUGCUAUAUAAACAAGACUUUGCAAGACGGUUAGGACUGAGAUGUGUUACUUGUAAUUACUGCUCACAGCUGUGCAAAAAGGGAGCAACUAAGGAACUUGAUGGUGUAGUGAGAGAUUUCUGCAGUGAAGAUUGCUGUAAAAAAUUUCAGGACUGGUACUACAAGGCUGCACGAUGUGACUGUUGUAAGUCUCAAGGAACUCUUAAAGAGAAAGUGCAGUGGCGUGGUGAAAUGAAACACUUCUGUGAUCAGCACUGUUUGCUCCGUUUCUACUGUCAACAAAAUGAACCAAAUCUGGCAACCCAGAAAGGACCUGAGAACUUACACUAUGAUCAGGGCUGUCAGACCCCUCGAACAAAAGUAACAGGCUCAGCACCACCACCUUCUCCAACACCCAACAGAGAAAUGAAGAACAAGGCAGUUCUCUGCAAGCCUUUGACAAUGACAAAAGCCACAUAUUGUAAACCUCAUAUGCAGACAAAAUCUUGUCAGACAGAAGAUGAUUGGAAAAAAGAGUAUGUCCCAGUGCCUAUUCCUGUACCUGUCUAUGUCCCGGUGCCUAUGAACAUGUAUAGUCAAACUGUUCCUGUUCCUACAACGAUUCCUGUUCCUGUGCCAGUUCCAAUUUUCUUGCCCACUUCUCUGGAUAACAGUGAGAAAAUCCUUGCAGCAGUAGAAGACCUGAGGGGAAAAGUACCCUCAAAUUCUCUGGAAACUGAGCUACUGAACUUGUCAGGAAUGGUACCUGACCAUGAUGGAAAAAAUGAAAAUUCUGAUGUGACGAGUGUGAUAGUUGAGUCAAAUCUACUGAACUCAGAAACAGAGGCACAGACAAGCUUGCCUGAUGUUCCAUAUGAACCAGACCUUGAUAUUGAAAUAGACUUUCCAAGAGCAACUGAGGAGCUUGAUACAGAAAAUGAGUUUUUGUUGCCUCCUGUUUUUGGAGAAGAAUAUGAGGAACAGCCAAGACCGCGGCCCAAAAAGAAGGGGGUGAAGAGGAAAGCGGUGUCAGGAUACCAGUCUCAUGAUGACAGCUCUGAAAACUCAGAGUGUAGUUUCCCCUUCAAAUAUGCCUAUGGUGUCAAUGCAUGGAAGCACUGGGUAAAGUCUCGGUGUUUAGAUGAAGAGCUUCCAGAAUUAGAAGAACUGAAGUCAACAAAGCCUGUGAAAUUAAAGGAAGAUCUAUUAUCACAUACUUCAGCUGAGUUAAACUAUGGGUUGACACAUUUUGUCAAUGAAAUUCGAAGGCCAAAUGGAGAGAACUAUGCACCUGACAGCAUCUAUUAUCUGUGUCUUGGGAUUCAGGAGUAUUUAUAUGGAAGCAAUCGAAAAGACAACAUAUUUAUUGAUCCAAUCUACCAGACGUUUGAACAGGAGUUAAAUAAAAUCCUUAGAAGUUGGCAACCAAGCAUACUUCCAGAUGGAUCAAUAUUCUCUCGAGUUGAAGAAGAUUAUCUUUGGAGGAUUAAACAGCUAGGAUCACAUUCACCGGUUGCUCUUCUGAAUACUCUAUUCUACUUUAACACUAAAUAUUUUGGCCUGAAAACAGUGGAGCAGCACUUAAGACUUUCUUUUGGCACUGUUUUUAGACAGUGGAAAAAAAAUCCUCUAACUAUGGAAAGCAAAGCUUGUCUUCGGUAUCAAGUGUCUUCCCUGUGCAGAGCUGAUAGUGAAGAUAAAAUUACUACUGGAAAAAGGAAACACGAAGACGAUGAGCCAGUAUUUGAACAAAUUGAAAACACGUCUGAUCCAGCUAGAUGCCCUGUGAAAAUGUUUGAGUGCUAUCUGUCCAGAAGCCCACAGAAUCUUAAUCAGAGGACGGACAUGUUUUAUCUGCAGCCAGACUGCUCUGUCUCCGUGGAGAGUCCCAUCUGGUACACUGCCACUUCCCUGGACCGCAACGCUUUGGAAAACAUGCUUGUACGGGUUCUUUUAGUAAAAGAUAUUUAUGAUAAAGACAAUUACGAACUGGAUGAAGACAUAGAUUAAAACAAACUUCCAAAAACUGUUGAGAAAACGAACAGCAUUAGAUAUAGUCAUGCUGCUAGACCUUUACUAUGGAAAACAUUUCAAGUUUACCCUUUGUUUUAUGAGUUUUGUAGCAGUGUGUACCCUCCCCUGGGUAUUACCGUGUAAAUAGUCCAUGAGUGAAAGUUUCCAUUAUUCUGCAUAGUGGUUUUAGGAUCCGUAA
This is a messenger RNA of Indicator indicator, 4116 nucleotides long. It is a transcript of the gene ZMYM2, whose product is annotated as zinc finger MYM-type containing 2. Gene Ontology annotation, molecular function: zinc ion binding. Lineage: Eukaryota; Metazoa; Chordata; Aves; Piciformes; Indicatoridae. The record is from RefSeq and is a predicted model, not a curated record.